GUCUAAUUUCACUUGUGAAUAUUCUACAGGUCUCGCAGUUCAGGUAACGCGCCAGGCAUGCAAAAGCACGUGAAAUUCACCGAAAAUAUCAGCGACAAAAACCGUCUGUACCACAAAAGAUCGUCUUUGCCUUCAAGGCUAUCAGGUCUCAAUGUGCAAGAUGGCAAAGGAAACCCAGUGUUUGGACAUAAAACACAGAGACCUGCAACUGCUCAUGUACCAGAACAAGAUCAGACUACUAAAACUAUUCAUAUUCAGAAGACGAUGACUGCUGCACCGUUUUUACAGCAUCCAAUCUUGACACCCGGACAGAAGCGUUUUCUGUACCGUAUGGAAGAGGCCUACAGCACUGAGCACAUGCGCCAGCUAAUAUGUCAACACUACAUGAAUGUUCUACACCGGUGUAUCAAGACAGUGCCGGAAGUGAAUACAAAUCUACAAGUGAAAGUGCAGACAUCAACAUGUGUCCCGGAAAUAGAACACAUGGAAAACCUUGAAAGUACAUCGACAAUUAAGACUAAAGGAAUUGGAAAAAAAUCGAAAGUAAAGAAAACUAUUUUACCUAAAAUCAUCAAUCAUCAGAGAAGGUCUUCUGAAUUUGUGAAAUCAAAGACAGUGCAGUCCAACAAGAGAAGGGCAACCAUUCCAAACCACACUACUUUACGAGGAUCACGGACAUUGGAUGCUGACUUUGAAUGGAAGGCAACAGAAAUGGAUUCUUAUCUAGCUUGUCACAUGAGUGGCUUGUCUUUCAAUGAAUUGUCGGACGAAGACGAGGACUUCCUAUUAUAACAGAUAUGUGAAAAUGAAAAACAUACCAAAGAUAACACCACUCCAAGUUUCAAGUAAAAAGCUGUUCCAGACAUUUCAAAACAGUCAUUUUAAUAGUGUCAAAAGUGUUUGUUUUUCUUAAAUAAAAAAAUAAAACAAAGUUA
This is a messenger RNA of Danio rerio (zebrafish), 935 nucleotides long. The record is from RefSeq and is a predicted model, not a curated record. NCBI's taxonomy places the organism in Eukaryota, Metazoa, Chordata, Actinopteri, Cypriniformes, Danionidae.